Molecule: messenger RNA, 6756 nt
Organism: Spirodela intermedia
Lineage: Eukaryota; Viridiplantae; Streptophyta; Magnoliopsida; Alismatales; Araceae
Source: the annotation of a GenBank genome assembly
AUGGAGUCGAACGCGCUCAUGUGGUUCCGAAAGGGCCUUAGGAUCCACGACAACCCUGCGCUGGACCACGCGCGGAGGGGCGCGACGAGGAUCCUCUACCCGGUCUUCGUGCUCGACCCCCGGUACCUGGAGCGGGACUCCUCGGCCUUCUCCCCAGGAUCCGCCCGCUCCGGCCUCAACCGGAUCCAGUUCCUGCUCGAGAGCCUCGCCGAUCUGGACAAGAGCCUGCGCCGUCUAGGAUCCCGCCUGAUCGUGCUCCGCGGAGGGGACCCCGCUGACGUCGUUAUCCGCAUUCUCAGAGAGGUAAGAGCGGGAGGGGGAGGAGUGAUCUCUUCUCAUCGUGGCUGAUUUCUUUGGGAUUUCUAAGGUCUAUGAGUACUGAUUCGAUUCAAUUUCGUUCACGGAGUGGAACAUCGGGAAGCUAUGCUACGAAUUCGACACCGAGCCAUACGGACAGGCAAGGGAUGCUCGCGUCAAGGUUGGGGGAUCUUUGGUUCAUGCUCUCUAUCUUUUGUUCGGUUUCAACGGUGUUGCGGAUCCUUAGAAUGAGGCACUGUACAAUGCUUUGCACUGGCCUGCCGCCAAUUUGGUCGCAGGAUUUUGCGUCGGGCUCUGGAAUCGAGGUCUUUUCCCCCUUGAGUCACACGCUAUUCGAUCCGGCGCAUGUCAUCCAGAAGGUAAUCUCUAGGUUGCCUAUCUACCUCGAUACCUGCGGGAGGAGCCGGGGACUCUGUUUUCUUUGGGUUAUCUUUGCUGUGGCGUUGACUAAUCUUUAUACUUGCUUUUUUUAUUUCCUAUUUUCCUGGAAAGAACGGGGGAAAGCCGCCUCUGACGUACCAAUCAUUUGUAAAGCUUGCUGGACAACCUGCGCCUCCGAUUGGACAACCAUUUUCUAGCCUCCCUCCAGUCGGAGACGUCGGGGAAUGUGAAAACGUGGGAGUCCCGACGAUCCAGGAACUUGGAUACGGGAGCUUAGGGCAGGUUAGCCCGGGUCUCUUUUGUUUGUUAUUUUCCCGUUUUGUUCAUCCUCUUCUUUUUUUUCUGAGCAAGAACAUGUUUGGUUGAGGAAUUCUAGGUGGAAUUUUCUCCCUUUCGUGGAGGUGAAUCUGAGGCUCUGAAGAGGUUGAAUGAGUCCCUUGUUGAUAAGGUAUGCUGUCUAAAAUCUCUUCGUCCUACAAUAGCGGGUCUGCUACUUCAGUGUGCUAUGUUUUGCUAUAAUUUCUUGAGGAUUCUACUUCACCUGCCUCGGAUGAUCCUUUGCCGGCACUAUUGCAGCGUUCAUUUUUUAACCUUAAAGCCGAUGGAAAUGUUGUAGUUUCCAUGGUUGGUAUAACUUCCGUAGCUGCUGUUCUGUCUAUAGUAGCUAUGUUCCAACAUACUGAGACGGAAUUGUUCAUCCGUAGUCAUAUCUGGAUGGGUUUUGAACGGUAUGGUUCCUUCCUCGCUCUUGCGGUCUAUAGUUUGAAUAUAAAAUGGACGUCAUUGAGGAUAUCAGAGAAAAGAACAUUCUAGGAUCAAAGGGCCUGAAAGAUAGGAUGUUUCUGGAUUUGUUAAAUACACGGAACAUCAGAUAGAUCUUCUGAACAAAAUAGUAGAAAUGUUAUGUUCAGGGAAAUUAAUUCUCAUCGCUGCUUUAUGACUUGGAUGUUUGUCGGUGAUCAUAUUGAAUUUCAGAUAUUGGCACGAAAUUAAAUCUGACUACACUUUACAUAAUAUACCGGCUGAAAUCAGUUGGCAAAAUAUUUUUUUAGAAGGUUAGUGGCCAAUAAAUAUGGAUUCUUUGGGAUUAUACAUGCUUGAAAGAAAAUGGGAGAGUAAUUUUUCUGAGAAAUAUUUGUUUUCAUUUUAUUUAGAUUCCCUAAUCUCAUACUCUUGACAUUUUGCAAUUAUGAGUUUAGUUUGUUCUAUGAAACAUCUUAUCCAAAAGAUCUAUUUUUGCCUUGUCAUAGAGCUACAUGUUACUUCCAUCUUGUUGAUGGACAUUGUUGAUAUGAUUGCACUCUCUUAAAAAAAAUAUAUAUUGGUCCAACUAGAAUACAAGCAUUACAAACGGUUCAGAUGUUCGUUCUGUCUUUUCGCUCAACCUUUUUAAUUUGUUGGCCAUAUCUACUUUUUUCUCCCUCUAAUUAUGUUACAUACAAUUCUGUUGGUCGAUCAUGUUGGUUACUGAAGUAAGACACUUUCAGCGUUUAAGUUUUUAAUUAUUUAUGUGAAUAGCAUCAUUAUUGUUUAUUUUCUCAAUAAAGUCGCACACCUAGUACUGCUAGCUGUGGCCCUCAUGAUCGUGAAACCCAUGCAUCCAAAAGGGUUCGCGGUUACUCUAUUUUCAUACUAUGACAUGACUUUGGUUGUACCUCAUUGCAAUUUUGGUCAGAGGUGAACUCCAUCGUAUAGAUGCCAAGUGUUUUCUCGACAUGCAUGGACCAAAUAUCAGGACUUUAAGAAAAAUGCGUGUGUUACGGAACUAGAUUUUCUCUUUGAGAUGUUUUGUGAGGUUAUAACACCGAUUUAGUGAGAUUCAAUAAAAUGAGGGAGUAAUUCUGUAUGGGAAGUUUAAAUAUCAGAAUUUCAGAACCUGAGUAGGAAUGUGAUGGAUGCCUCACUGUUUAUACAUUAAAUGAUGUCAUGGUUCUCUAAGGACUUAUUACUCAACAGGCAUAGACUCUUAAUGAGAUUUGUGGUUUCAUAUCAGUCAUUUCUACCUUGCUUUCUAAUGCAGACUAGGAUCAUUAUGUGUGCAAAAAGAAAUAACGAAAAUACACGGCAUUGAAAUAUCGACAUUUUCAUAUCUGUGUUUACUUCAGAGUUGGUGGUGACUUUUUCCUACCAUUUUUGUGCGCAUGUAAUUUUUAAUUUUUUAUAAGUAUCUAUUAUCCUUUGAUACUGGAGACAGCAUCUGGUCUACAUAAGUUGAUCAUCAGUGCAUCUUUUCGGGCUCUAGAUAUCCAUGGAGAUAUUUUACUGAUGUCAAAUCUGAAUUGUUAAGAUUUGUUUUCGGCUACCACAGUAUUUGAUCUUUCUCAUUGUCUUCUGAUGGCAGUAUGAUCAUUCCUUUAUAUUCUCGUAAAGAAUAGGAUUCAUCACGCUAAUUUCCUUUUACUUUCACAGGAGUGGGUAGCAAACUUUGAAAAACCAAAGGGUGAUCCUUCAGCAUUCAUGAAACCAGCAACAACUGUUUUAUCUCCAUACCUGAAAGUAAUUUGUUAUUGUGGAAAAACCUGUUCUUUUGUAUACUUCUAUAUUAUGGUCACAAAAUGUUAAUAUCAAACAUUGAUUUACAUGUUUCCUUGUCAGUUUGGCUGUCUUUCUUCACGAUUGUUUUAUCAAAGCGUUCAAGAGAUCUAUACGAAUGUUAAAAGGCACACCUCACCACCUGUUUCACUAGUGGGACAAGUCAGUUUCAUCUUUGUCCGAUUUUUUUUCCGUUUUGUGUUACGUUGUUCUGAUUUCCAUAUCUUUGUCCUCAAUUGUUGACGAGAAGAGAACAUUAACAGUUGCUAUGGCGGGAGUUUUUCUAUACAGUGGCUUUUGGUACUCCCAAUUUUGACCAAAUGAGGGGAAAUGAGAUUUGCAAGCAGGUAUACAUUAUAAAUCAAAUUUACCUGGCUUUUUGCUGUUCUUUUUAUGAUCCCGGUAGGCACCUGGUUUCGUCUUGACUUCCAUUUCUCAUAUUGUGACAUUUCCCUUACUUGAUUCUUUUUAAUGAUCACUCAUAAGGGAGGGGGUUCUGUGUCCGGCCUGUCGUCUGUUUUUACCUCUUGCAUUAGGUCUAAGAGUCACGUUUAAUUAGUUAUUUGUCUGUCAAAAUUUGAGACAUGGCCGAUAGCUUUUACAUUCCAAGAAAUGAUUUAGCAUCUUGGUUGGUGGAGAGAAGACAUAUCUCUCUAAUCAAGAGGCUUUGACCUUUGUUCCUCUCUUCUUCAUCUGCAUUGCUUCCUUCAUUCUCCCUAUUUCUUUGCACCUUCUUCUUUAUCCUUCCCCAGCUUUCCCACAUUCUCCUUGUAUUAUUGGUCUCCUUUCAUGGGGUGUCGACAGAGAAAUAACUCAAAUAGAUUUGAGGAGAUGGCGCUCCAUAUGACAAUGCUUGCAUCUUUGUUCCUGACAUUGAAGCCAAAAAUUCUAUUUUACAAUUUUCGUCAUUUCAUUGAGGUCUUCCUGACUUACUAGCGUUGUCAUUUCAUCAUGAAACGUUAGAUUCCUUGGAGUGACGAUGAUAAACUACUAGCAUCCUGGAGAGAUGGCCAAACUGGGUUUCCUUGGAUUGAUGCCAUCAUGGUCCAGGUAUGAUCUUUUCCAAUAUUUUUUUGGAUAACGCUUUAUCAUGUAAUAUAUUUUAUGGUUUUCAUGAUCUUACAGCUCAAGCAAUGGGGGUGGAUGCAUCAUCUUGCUCGACAUUCAGUUGCAUGCUUUCUGACACGUGGAGAUUUGGUAUGAAUUGUGUCAAAUAGGAGAUUUGCUUUCUGAUGGAGCUUAUGACUUACCUAUCUAUGUUUCUGAAUUGAAUAGUCCUGCUUAACGUGGAGAUUUGCUUGAAGAUAACCUGCUGAACUUGACAAAUAAGAAAAAAAUGCAAUGAUUUGAUGUAAUUUUUUUCUACAUAUCUUAUUCUUUAGAUAUUGGCAGAAAAUAGAAGGUAGGGGGUUGCUUUAGGAAAUCCUUGCUACCCACUUUCUUGGCAACUACAUGGUUCUGUUGUGAAGUAAGAUUUAGUAUCUUGUAAGACGAAACUUGUAAUGCACGGUGUUGAAAUGGAGAAAAAACCUCGUCAUGAAGGACAGAGGGGAGAACGGCAGAAACCGCCUCAAGAUUCAUUCAACUUUAACCCCCAUUAUAUAAGGAGUAACAAUACACAACUUUUGCAAAAACACCCUCAACUGAUUACACUAUUUCCGUACGACCUAGAACUUCCAACACGCAGAAAUAGAUUCGUCAGCUAUUUAAUGCAGACGUUUGUACACUCUUUGUUCUCGGCAGAAAAACGAAACUAGUGCUGUCUUGAUUGCAGUUUAUUCAUUGGGAGAAGGGUCGAGACGUCUUUGAGAGACUCCUGAUAGAUUCUGACUGGGCCAUAAACAACGGUAAUUGGCUGUGGCUAUCUUGCUCGUCAUUCUUUUACCAGGUCAGCACACUUGGAUAACUUCUGUUACCUACAACUAUGUUCUUGGCCUCUUUCCGUGAUUUAUAAUUAACUGUGUACCUUAUGGCCCAUUAGUAUCAUCGUAUCUAUUCUCCUGUCACCUUUGGGAAGAAAUAUGAUCCUACGGGGAAGUUUAUUCGAUAUUUUCUCCCUGUGCUGAAAGGUAAGUACUCGUGGAUUCUUCUCAUCUUUAUGUGACGUUUGCAUGUUGUUCGGCUGAAUACCUGAUGCUUCUGAAAUCAUAGACAUGCCAAAGGAGUACAUAUAUGAACCCUGGACUGCACCUGCAAGUGUUCAAAGAAGAGCAAACUGCAUCAUUGGCAGAGAUUACCCAAGGCCAGGUGAGAAACUCCUCAGGAAAUGCAUAAUUUUUUUAAUUUAUAUUUAUCAGAUAACUCUAAGCUUUUAUGAACAAACAAGUGAUGCAUGAAAUUUAAUGUCGUUAUCGAUUAAAAUAUUUACUUGGAGGUUUUUGACUCACGUCUUAAAAAAAUGAAGUGAACGGACCAAGCUAUUUGCUAACUGAUGGUUUGUGUGGCAGAAUUUGACUAUGAGUGAGUCCAUAGUCAAAUAGGAACGUCUCCAUGAGCCCGUCUUUCUCCUUCUGUAGUAUUUUAUGCGCUUAAUGGUUCUAGUGAAUUUCUUUGACUGGGUAUAUAUAUCUGGAUCCAGCAUGAGGGGAGGGCAUCCGACAAAUUUUUGGAAAGACUGGGUAAAUAGAUAUAGAAGAUAAUAUUCUGGCAUGUGGGUAUCCUCUCAUAAGAAAUAGAUCUAAUCCUAGGCCUUGAAAAGUGUUAUGAAAUUAAAAUAUUUGUAGCUUUAUGCACCCUGUUUUUUCACUGUCUUUUAUCUAGUCGAGUGCUAGGUCUCUGUCACUCCAUUCAUUUUCCUUUGUUUUUUGGGAGGCUCAGUAGCACAGACACAACAACAAUUGCGUCUUUUGCACUCAAGGAACAUCUGUGUGACGCACAAAGAUAGUGCAGUCUGUGUCUUGUCAUAUGUCCACUGUUUAUCUAGAGACACACAAUGUCACUAAAUUUCAGGCUCUGUUUGUCAUGUUGCUUCAUCCUAACGUAGACUGGGUCAAGGCUUAUCUGCGUAUCAUGGAUGGUAAGAAAAAUCUUCUCUUUAUGGAAAGCCUCCUCAGACAUUAAAAAAAUUAAAAAACAUAAAUAUUUUGUGAUAUUUAAAGCUUCUCAGUGUACUAGUGUUCCUAAAAAGCAGCAAGCCAUGGCAGUAGCUGACGAACUACUGCGAUUUGAUUCACCCGAAGACUUCUUUCUCGUAUAUAUUAAUAGUUUUUAGGGGUCUUCUCAUCUGAGAAACACCAGUUCUGGCUGUGGUCCCAUGAACUGAUCAUGGGACGAGGGGGCGCAGGAUCUUCUCACUGUGACGGGCUUCACCUCUGUCUCUCGGCUAUUUCAGUGGUCUCCCACGAGUCUGCGAGCAAGCAUUGCCGACUGAAAAUGGGGGAGGCCUAUGCUCUGAACAGCGCGAGUCGCGGUCCGGUGGGCGGUGAGGAUCUGGAGAAGCUCCGCAGGAAAUUCGGAGAAGACGAUCCAGCUCCCGACCAGGGCCCGAGACUCAAACAGAAACGCCUGAGUUCGCCGCCGCCCUGA